AUGGCACGCUGUAUGCCGCGGCAGACACGCUACUGGGCGGACUGUGAGCCUGUUGCUUCGCUCUCCAAUGUGCCACUGCGUCUCGUGACGCGUUUCUGGCUGCACGAGACGCUUCGGGUCGGACGCUGGCUGCGGUAUGACAGUCAUCCGUUCUUUGAGCCACCCGCGAGACCCAGAGACCUGUGGCUGCAGUAUCCUGCGCAGUAUCAGGAAGCUGCAGGCCAGAGCGAAGUAGAUGCGGAUGGAGACGUCAACAUGCAGGAUCCCAGUCCUGCAGGACACAGAAUGCGACUGCCCUGCUCGCCCAGCUUCCUCUUCCGAGGCGAGGUGCCGCUCUGGCCUUACAUCACGGCCAUGUUGGCGCAGCCUAUGCUGGACGUCCCGGACCUCUCCGCCAGAUUGCAACUGUACGGGCCCUAG
This is a messenger RNA of Phytophthora infestans T30-4, 420 nucleotides long. RefSeq lists its product as uncharacterized. Lineage: Eukaryota; Oomycota; Peronosporomycetes; Peronosporales; Peronosporaceae. The record is from RefSeq and is a predicted model, not a curated record. The transcript has 2 exons. The coding region runs from base 1 to 420 and encodes 139 amino acids.